Mangifera indica (mango) is the source of this 576-nucleotide messenger RNA. RefSeq lists its product as uncharacterized. Lineage: Eukaryota; Viridiplantae; Streptophyta; Magnoliopsida; Sapindales; Anacardiaceae. The transcript has a single exon. The coding region runs from base 1 to 576 and encodes 191 amino acids. Gene Ontology annotation, molecular function: nucleic acid binding; 3'-5' exonuclease activity. The record is from RefSeq and is a predicted model, not a curated record. Gene Ontology annotation, cellular component: nucleus; cytoplasm.
AUGGGUAAAUACGAAGUAGAAAUUCAAGGGUUUAAACUUAAGGUUACUCAUGUUGAUCAUGCUGCUCUGAUCGAUAACAACAUAUCCGUAUUCAAGACCUUAUUACAGAAGCGUCGAGUUGCAGGAAUAGACGUGAAGUUCAAUCACAGGUGCACCAAGAAAGCUGAAAUGUUAAUUCUAUGUGUAGGGAAUCGUUGCCUGGUCAUUCAGCUAUGCCAUUUAGGCUCAAUUCCUGAGAGCUUGAAGAAGUUUAUGAGUGAUGAGACGAUUUGCUUUGUGGGAACAGAAAUGAGCAGCAAAGUUGCGAGUAUUGGGAAGCAUAAUUUACGUUGCAAAACUGGGGUUGAACUGGGGCAUUUGGCUGCAAGGAUUCUGAAGAAGCCGCAUGUAAGUGAAUUUGGAAUAGCAAAGUUAGGUCGAGAAGCUGGUUUGAAUUCGGUUUCUGCAGGAUUUCGUGGGAGCCCUCCCAGCAGCUGGAGUAGUAGAGCUUUCUCAAAUGAGCAAAUUAUGCUUGCCAUUAAUGAAGCUUAUACAUGUUAUGUUGUUGGGAACAAGCUUUUGGGUAUGGUUGAUUGA